Anneissia japonica is the source of this 1264-nucleotide messenger RNA. Its product is annotated as NADH dehydrogenase [ubiquinone] 1 alpha subcomplex subunit 8-like. The transcript is spliced from 4 exons. Lineage: Eukaryota; Metazoa; Echinodermata; Crinoidea; Comatulida; Comatulidae. The record is from RefSeq and is a predicted model, not a curated record. The coding region runs from base 87 to 599 and encodes 170 amino acids. Gene Ontology annotation, biological process: mitochondrial electron transport, NADH to ubiquinone.
ACAUUGAGGGCGCAAUUCUUAAUAGAAUAGAGCGGUUGUACCGCCGCCGAAAAUCUACCUGAAAAACCUUAAAUUUAGCAUCUAGGAUGCCGAAUAUUGUUCAUUUACCGAGUGAUGACGAAUUGAAUGUUCCUGUUGUACCACUAACUUCUUCUGCAUUGAAAGCAGGAGCUCAUCAUUACGCUCGCCAAUGUGACAAACAAAAUAAGGAGUUUAAAUUAUGCAAAGCAGAAGAACUAGAUCCUCGUAAAUGCUUGAAGGAAGGGCAAGAUGUAACUACUUGCGCAUUUGACUUCUUUCAGAAGUUGAGAAAGCACUGUAAUGAUUCAUUUACAGAAUAUUGGACCUGUUUAGAUUACAGGCAACAGAAAUUAUUCCAUUGCCGCGAUACACAGGCUGCAUUUGACAAAUGUGUGCUUGAUGAACUGGGAUGGGUAAGACCAGAGCUAGGCGAAAUAAACAAGGUAACAGUUGUCAAGACUGAUCGUCCACUACCAGUCCGCAAUCUACGGCCGAAACCAGAGCCAGCACCUGAAAUUGAAAUACCUGAUAACCUACCUCCAUCAAAAUAUGGUUCCAAGUUUUUUUUCUUCUGGUAGAUUACAACAAAAUUUCAUCCACUUGACAAUUGAUUGGUUAUAAAGUCACUUAACAAGUGGCUAGAAUUGUGUUUAAAACCAGGUUGAAAUUCAGAAGCUGCAUUGCAAAAUCUCAGUGUUUAAAAACUCAGAAUAGAAAGAUAGGAAAUAAAAUUUAUUUGUAAAUGUUUAAAAAGUUUCUGAUAGUAUGACUGUAUUUCUCCAUAGAUUGAUUGUGGUAGGAAACUGUAUGCAUUUAUAUGCAUCUCAUAAUAACAGGAUUGUUACUACUUGAUGAAGUUAUAUCUCAGUCAAUUACAAAGGUAUUCUUUCAUUGGCUCACUUUCUAAUAACAACUUAGUAUGGGAUGAUGUCCUCAAUAGUAAAGAGUGCUAAGCAUUUGUAAUGGAAGUGGUAGACAUUACUAAUGCAUAGUUUCAACAUGCUGAUCAUAUCCCUUAUACUCAAUAGAGCAUAUAGCAAAGAGUUGGUACUGUGUGUUGUGUUACUACAGUAUAUUAUUUUGGUUCAUUAUUAAAGUAUUAAUUCAAAGAAAUAUUGAAAUAUAUGGUUAAAUUGCCAAUCGCAGAAUGGCAAUAAACAAUGUGGUGCUUUAUAAUUACUGUAGUCUCAUUGUGACCCUGAUGACUUAAAGUGAAAUAAAAAAAUUAAAAAAACCUGCUUUC